Messenger RNA from Ustilago hordei, 369 nucleotides. Its product is annotated as putative VTC1 - protein controls Sec18p/NSF-dependent priming of SNAREs and HOPS. Bases 1 to 369 code for a protein of 122 amino acids. The transcript is spliced from 3 exons. The record is from RefSeq and is a predicted model, not a curated record. Gene Ontology annotation, cellular component: fungal-type vacuole membrane; vacuolar transporter chaperone complex. NCBI's taxonomy places the organism in Eukaryota, Fungi, Basidiomycota, Ustilaginomycetes, Ustilaginales, Ustilaginaceae.
AUGUCCACCCAGCCUCUCCUUCAACGAACCGCUGGCAAGCGUAUUGCGCUUCCAGUCCGUGUCGAGCCAAAGGUCUUCUUCGCCAACGAACGAACUUUCUUGUCAUGGUUGAACUUCACAGUCACCCUCUCGGCUCUUGCCGCUGGCUUGCUCAACUUUGGUGACAAGAUCGGUCGUAUCUCUGCCGCUAUGUUCUCCUUUGUUGCGAUGGCAAUUAUGAUCUACGCUCUGUUGACAUACCACUGGCGUGCAAGUGCCAUUCGCAACCGUGGUUCGGGUCCUUACGAUGACCGGCUGGGGCCUACAGUUCUCUCCGUCAUGCUGUUGAUUGCUGUCUUGGUCAACUUUAUCUUGCGAUUCAACUCCUAA